GGGGCGGUGCUUGCGGGAGGCGAAGCGCUGCGGGCAGCGGCGCGCCCGGAGCGGCGGCACCGGCCACCGGCAGCGAGCGGCGGCUGCGGGCAGGGCCGGUAGGGAAGGAUGUUGUCCUCGGUGAAGCCCUACGAGAACCAGCGCUACGCCUCUCUGAAGAAGGCGUGUCAGCGGCGGAAGCAGCUCUUCGAGGACCCUCUUUUCCCUGCCAAUGAUGACUCGCUCUUCUACAAGUCAAGGAUCCAAGGCAUCCAGUGGAAGAGACCAAAGGAAAUCUGCAAUGAUCCUCACCUCUUUGUGGACGGGAUCAGCUCCCAUGACUUACACCAAGGCCAGGUUGGGAACUGCUGGUUCGUGGCUGCCUGCUCCUCCCUGGCAUCCCGGGAAUCUCUGUGGCAGAAGGUCAUCCCAGACUGGAAGGAGCAGGAGUGGAAUGCCGAGAAACCCGAGAACUAUGCAGGGAUCUUCCACUUCCAGUUCUGGCGUUUCGGUCAGUGGCUGGACGUGGUGAUCGAUGACCGCCUGCCCACACUCCACAACCAGCUCAUCUACUGCCACUCCAACUCCAAGAACGAGUUCUGGUGCGCCUUGGUGGAGAAAGCUUAUGCCAAGUUGUCAGGCUGUUAUGAGGCCCUGGAUGGAGGCAACACAGCUGAUGCCCUGGUAGACUUCACUGGUGGGGUCUCUGAACCUAUUGACCUAACAGAAGGGGACUACAUUGCUGAUGAAGCCAAGCGAAACCUCCUCUUUGAGCGCGUGUUGAAGGUGCACAACCGGGGAGGCCUCAUUAGCUGCUCCAUCAAAGCCACCUCAGCAGCAGACAUGGAGGCCCGCCUGGCCUGUGGACUGGUGAAGGGCCACGCAUAUGCGGUGACGGACGUGCGGAAGGUCCGCCUGGGCCAUGGCCUCCUGUCCUUCUUCAAGUCGGAGAAGCUGGACAUGAUCCGCAUGCGCAACCCGUGGGGCGAGCGGGAGUGGAACGGCCCUUGGAGUGACACCUCCGAGGAGUGGCAGAAAGUGAGUAAAAGUGAAAGAGAGAAGAUGGGGAUGACGGUGGAAGACGAUGGAGAGUUCUGGAUGACCUUCGAAGAUUUCUGCAAAUACUUCACGGACAUCAUCAAGUGCCGUCUGAUCAACACGUCCUACCUGAGCAUUCACAAGACCUGGGAGGAGGCAGUGCUACACGGAGCAUGGACCAGAAACAAUGACCCCUUGAAGAACCGCUGUGGAGGCUGUAUCAACCACAAGGACACCUUUUUGCAGAACCCCCAGUACGUCUUUGAUGUGAAGAAGGCAGAAGAUGAAGUGCUGAUCUCCAUCCAGCAGAAGCCAAAAAGGACGAGUCGCAAAGAGGGCAAAGGAGAGAACUUGGCCAUAGGCUUUGAUAUCCAUAAGGUAGAGCUGAACAGGAACUACCGGAUGCACACCCUGCAGCAGAAGGUGGCCAGCUCCAUUUACAUCAACUCCCGCAGCGUCUUCCUGAGGACAGACCUGAAGGAAGGCCGCUAUGUCAUCAUCCCCACCACUUUUGACCCCGGUCAUGUAGGCGAGUUCCUUCUCAGGGUAUUCACAGAUGUGCCUUCAGAUUGCAGAGAGCUGACACUGGAUGAGCCGCCACAUACCUGCUGGAGUGGGAUGUGUGGUUACCCACAAGUGGUAUCCCAGAUCCAUGUCCUCGCUGCAGCCGGGCUCAAGAAUCAGGACUCCCAAGGAGGAGCUGACCCUUAUGUGAUCAUAAAGUGUGAAGGGCAGAAAGUUCGCUCUCCAGUGAAGAAGAACACGGUGUCUCCAGAGUUUGAUGUGAAAGGGCUCUUCUACCGCAAGAAGCCAGGACAACCCAUCAUUGUUCAGAUCUGGAACCACAACUUAAUAAGUGACGAGUUCUUGGGCCAAGUGGUGCUCACAGGGGACCCCAGUGACCGGCAGUCAGUGCACACACUGCACCUCCAGGACAAGGGGAACAAGAAAUCAAAUGAUCUUCCUGGAACCAUCGCUGUGAGGCUGCUCAGCAGUAACAUCCUCACCAAUGUCUGAGUGCUCAAGGACUCUUCUUCCGGUGCCACAUGGUGCCUUUUUGAGGAACCACAAUGAUCCUUCUGCUGGCGUCCUCUCUCUUGCAGCCCCUAUCACCUCUGUGUGUCCCAUGGGAUCGCUGUGUGUCCUGACGGCCAGAGCACAAUGCCCUGUUUGUUUACACAAGGCUGCACCCACGUGCCACCGUGCACACGUGUGGCCACCGUGGUCCCACCAGCUGCUUCAAUGCACCUUCAGUGUGUCUGCUUGGUUUAAGAGUUGUCAUCUCCCCUGAAACUGCCAUUUAAUUGCUUAUUUUGGAGGCACCUCAGUGAAGGAGAGGUGGAAAAAGAGAUUGGGGCCUUUUGGAUGUUCUCUGGGUAUGGGUUUGCAUAGUGCAAAUGGAAGAAGAGUGCACCAAGGCAGUCCCAUAUCCCAAAUCCACAGGGGUAACAAGAGCAAAGGCUCCAUCAUUUUAGGGACAAGCUGUCUCCUCUUGAAUCUUGUCUCUUCUUGAGUCUUGUUCAACCCCAUGCAACUCUGAAGGAUACGAAGAUGCCAACAACCAUGAUGGGGCAACUGGAAUCAUUCUGGUCUCAGCUCCUGUGUGUGCCUCUCGAACUGCCGUGGUGCCUGCUUUCUCCAUGUCUUCAUGCAGCCUCCAUCCCAAGAGCUCACCCCCACAGCUGGGGUGGGUUGUCUGCUGGGGCCAUUCAGUGUUUAGAUAGGAGGAGAUCAAUUCCUCUGAAGGCCAAAGCAUCAGGUCCAAGGGAUGGGGAGCUUUGCUCAGUGGGCUCCAUCUUUACCGCUGCAUCAUUUCUCAGUGCCUCGCUUUCCCAAAUUCCUCUGUAAAAUAGUGGGAUUUUAGCUUGUGCUAGAGGAGCGCUGCUCCUAGUGCAGCCUGAAAAUGCUGGGAAUGUUUAAUUCAUACCAGUGUCCAUCUCUCACCUUUCAUUUUCCACUCUCCUGGCUCGGCGGAUGAGUUGCGCAAUGCUAGAGCCGGUCUCGCAAGCACAACCCAAAACGCAUCGUCAGGGCCAUGGUCUGCUCCUGUUUGCAAUGAAGUUGAUCUUUAUUCCACUGGGUGGCAGAAUCCGGCUUCUUAUGAACCAACCCAGAUAAGCCCAACAACAAAGCCUUGGCUGGAGUUGCAGCAGGUUUCAAAGCAGUUCCUUCUCAUGUUAUUUAGGUUGGGUUUGUUUUCUUCGUGUGCCUUUAAAAUGGUGCAAGCUAAGGGAUUUCUCUGUCAGAUUUUCUAUCAAGUACUCACUGCAUGCAAGUGGAAACGAAUGCAUAUGAUUUAAUCUUGGUAAGAAAAGGACGAGUGAACAGCAAAGCUUUCUUUUGCUAUAGCAAGUAGGGUUUCUGCUUGUCCUACUAAAUGCCCAUGUUUGUGCUGCA
Strigops habroptila (Kakapo) is the source of this 3414-nucleotide messenger RNA. RefSeq names its product calpain 5 (gene CAPN5). The transcript has 14 exons. NCBI's taxonomy places the organism in Eukaryota, Metazoa, Chordata, Aves, Psittaciformes, Psittacidae. Gene Ontology annotation, biological process: proteolysis. Gene Ontology annotation, molecular function: calcium-dependent cysteine-type endopeptidase activity. Gene Ontology annotation, cellular component: cytoplasm. The record is from RefSeq and is a predicted model, not a curated record. The coding region runs from base 109 to 2034 and encodes 641 amino acids.